Messenger RNA from Paralichthys olivaceus (Japanese flounder), 1561 nucleotides. The record is from RefSeq and is a predicted model, not a curated record. Lineage: Eukaryota; Metazoa; Chordata; Actinopteri; Pleuronectiformes; Paralichthyidae.
UUCUAUGUGCAGCUGCCAUGUAGCAGAGGGAGGAACAGCUGGCUGAGGGAAGAGCCAGCCCGGGGAGUCAGUCACAUUCCUGGCUGGGAUUCAAUGACUGAACCAGACACAAACAAACAGAGAGGGCGAGAGAGAGAGAGCGAGAGAGAAGGAGAGAGAGAGAGGGAGACAGACUGAGAGUACGCCAGACUGAGCAGACGAGCCGUAUUUCGGGCGCACAUUUUGGAGUGCGUAAAACCACAGGAGCGCACAGAAACACACUAACCCGUGAUUGCGCGUUGGAUAAAACGACUUUUUAAAUCUCGGAGUUGUCGACUUUAAUUUCGCACGCCGACAGGAACUGGUUCGUGUGAAUUCAGCAGCCCUCAGUUUUCUGAAUGGACGCGCUGGGAAGCUUCUCCGGUGACAUGGAAAUGCGUGUUAUCGAGCGUGUGGCCGGAUGCUGAGGACGCCCGAUCCGAUAAGUCGAAUCCAUCUUUCAUUUUGAGUUUUUGAACUCUGGUUUCUGAGCGGCUACAACAUGGAGGGCUCCAGCUUCCAGCCCCAUCCCGGACUUCAACAAACUCUCAAGCAGUUUCAUCUGAGUUCCAUGCGCUCUCUCGGCGGACCGGCCGCGUUCUCCGCCCGGUGGCACCAGGACUCGCUCUUCGGCAAAGAUGUCAAAUCUGCCGAGAUGAUGCUCACCAUGCCGCCGCAGACGCCCCCGGUGAUGUCCGGUCCACUUUUCAUCCCGUCCGACCGCUCCACGGAGAGGUGCGAGACGGUGCUGGAGCGGGAACCCAUCUCUUGCUUCGUGGUGGGCGGCGAGAAGCGGCUGUGCCUGCCGCAGAUCCUCAACAGCGUCCUGAGAGACUUCUCUCUCCAGCAGAUCAACUCGGUGUGCGACGACCUGCACAUCUACUGCUCCCGGUGCACGGCGGACCAGCUGGAGAUCCUCAAAGUGGUGGGGAUCCUGCCCUUCUCGGCCCCGUCCUGCGGGCUGAUCACGCAGACGGAUGCUGAGCGCCUGUGCAACGCGCUCAUCUACGGGGGCUCGUACCCGCCUCACUGCAACAAGGAGUUCGGCUCCCUGGAGCUGGAGCGCACCGAGAGGAGCUUCAAGGUCUACCACGAAUGUUUCGGCCGCUGCAAAGGCUUGUUCGUCCCGGAGCUGUACACCGGCCCGAGUGCAGCCUGCGUCCAGUGCAUGGACUGCAGACUUAUGUUCCCUCCUCACAAGUUUGUGGUGCACAGUCACAAGAGACUCGAGAAUCGGACAGUCCACUGGGGGUUCGACUCGGCAAACUGGCGGGCCUAUGUGCUCUUGGACCCGGACUACACCGGCAAAGAGGAGAAGAGUCAUCUGGAGCAGCUGCUUAAAGAGUUAAAAGGAAAAUAUGAUGUGACGCGCAAGCUGUCCAGUAAAUCCUGCAGAGUAAGUCUGGUCUAAUUCACCUCGUUAUUAACCUUCACUUUUCCAGGAAUGUUCAAUUAUUUUUGUUUGUAGUGCUACAUGUGGAUUUUCCAACAGCCCCAGGCCUCCUACAACAACUGCAUUCAUUAACACUCAUUUUGAGGGUGG